This is a messenger RNA of Triticum turgidum subsp. durum (durum wheat), 1317 nucleotides long. Lineage: Eukaryota; Viridiplantae; Streptophyta; Magnoliopsida; Poales; Poaceae. The record is from the annotation of a GenBank genome assembly.
AUGGAUAUCCUCGUCUCUGCAAUACUAGGUGACCUCGUCAGUAGGUCAGCGUCAUUUGUGAUCAGCAAAUACUUCCAGCAGCAGCCUGGCAUCGGCAAGAUUCUCCAGAGGCUACAGAGUGUCCUACUGAGAAUCAACAUCAUCGUCGAGGAGGCCGAGGGGAGGGAUAUCACCAAUCAGGGUAUGCUCUGUCAGCUCAAGAUGUUGAGGCAAGAAAUGUACAGAGGACACUAUGUUCUUGAUGCCUUGAGAUUCCGAGCCGCCCUUGACGAGGAGGAGGUGAGCCACUCAUCGGCUGCGCUUUGGAAAUCCAGUCCAGCCAAACGGCUUUGUUUCUCUCGCACCGGCAGCAGCAGAGGCAACAGAGAAGCACUGCUAAUUGGCACAAAUAGGAACAUACGAGAAGAGCUGCAACAGAUGGUUGAUACCCUUGAAGACACCAUGGAUGGUAUGAAGGCGAUUCUUUUCUUCUUGGAGUUAUAUACUCGGAUGAUCCGCCAACCUUGCGGCACAUACUUGUUCUUGGACAAUUGCAUGUUUGGUCGCCAAACGGAGCGGCAGUGGAUCCUGAAUUUCUUGCUUAGUCCUGGUGCUACAUCAGAUUUGGCUGUACUUCCGAUCGUUGGCCCAAUAAGAGUAGGGAAGAGCACUCUUGUUGAGAAUGUCUGUAGGGAUGGGAGUGUGCGUGAUCGCUUCUCGAUGAUCCUCUUCUUUCCAGAAAGCAGUCUCAAGGAUGAAGGGGUGGUCGACCUGAGAGAUAACAAUAUUAAAUUCAGACAUCAGAAUUGUGCUUCUCAAAAUAGGUUGCUGAUUAUUAUUGAAACAGACAAGGAUAUUAACGAGGAAACAUCGAGAAGGCUGAAAUCUUCCGCAACCUGCAUGACACCUUGCGGUGAGAGCAAAAUCAUAAUCACUAGUCGGUCAGAUAGAAUUGUGAAUCUGGGAACAACGGAAGCACUUCGACUGGAUUAUCUCUCUCAAGAAGCUUAUUGGCAUUUUUUCAAGUCAAUUGCAUUCGGGAGCAUAAACCCCGGGGAGCAUCCAAAACUGGCAACUAUGGCUAUGGAGAUUGCUUUGGAACAGACACAGUGUUUCACAAGCGCGCGUAUCGUUGCUGAGUUACUGCAACAUAACUUCAAUGCUCGAUUCUGGCGCACAGUUCUUGAAUGUGUAAGAGAAAGUAAACAGAUAAAUCACAUUAUGUUUGGCCAGCACCUACCUUCUUUUGCGGGAAGAUGCACCGGUGUAUUGUUGGAGAUUAGUGAAGAUACACAGAUAUUUCUUGUUUUGCAACCAUCAGCAGUCAUAUUCCGAUGA